Molecule: messenger RNA, 5163 nt
Organism: Elephantulus edwardii (Cape elephant shrew)
Lineage: Eukaryota; Metazoa; Chordata; Mammalia; Macroscelidea; Macroscelididae
Gene: TTC3
Product: tetratricopeptide repeat domain 3
Exons: 36
Coding region: 28-5163 (1711 amino acids)
Biological process (GO): ubiquitin-dependent protein catabolic process
Molecular function (GO): ubiquitin-protein transferase activity; protein binding
Source: RefSeq, a predicted model, not a curated record
UUGGCAUUUGAAGAGGCUGUGAACUGGAUGAGAUUCGUAGGUGACGUAACACUUCUGACUAAAUUAGGAUCACUGGAAAAUUGUUGGCCUAUGUUAAGUAUUUUCUUUACUGAGUAUAAGUAUCAUAUAACUAAAAUUGUAACAGAAGACUAUGAUUUGCUUGAGGAAUUUAACACCCCAGAUUGUGCAGGAUGUACAGAGCAAGGAGAAAUUAUGAAAAUAAGAGGAAAUGAAGAAUUUUCCAAAGAUAGAUUUCAUCUUGCUAUUAUUUAUUAUACCAAAGCCAUGGAAUAUAGACCUGAGAAUCAUCUGCUUUACGGAAACCGAGCUCUAUGUUUUCUUCGCACUGGACAGUUCAGAAGUGCACUUGGUGAUGGAAAGAGAGCUAUUAUUCUGAAGAACACUUGGCCAAAGGGUCACUAUCGAUAUUGUGAUGCUCUUUCUCUGCUGGGGGAAUAUGACUGGGCCUUGAAAGCAAACUUAAAAGCUCAAGAACUCUGUAGACAUAAUCCUGAAGGAUUGAAGGACCUAACCCAGCAGUGUUUAAAGUUCCAGAGACAAAUUGAUGAACUCCAAGCUAGACAAUCUGUGUCUUUAUCGGUAACAUUCACUACUUCACUUAAUUUUGUGGACACUACAAAAGGCUGCACACAAACUACUUAUGAAAUGGCAUGUGGUGGUAAAAGGACUAGGAAGUUUUCUCCCUUCCCACCCCUCCCCACAGGUAAGCCUUCAAGACGGGGAGGAAGGCGCAGGUCAAGAAACAGUGCCACAGCAGAGGCGUAUGUUUUUUCCCUAACUUCCCACGUGACAAUAAAUUUGAAAAACAUCUUGGAGAGACAGUUUUCUAAAUCUACCAGAGCUGCACAUCAGGAUUUUGUUACUUUAAUGAAAUUGCUGAGAGGCCUAAUGCAAGAUGGCUACACAGCUUUAUCGGACCGGCGGUGUCACUGUGCUGUACAGGCCUUUACACUUUUGCUAAAUGGUUUAGAUCCUCAAAAAAUAAAGCAAAAGAACCUGACCAUGAUCAACUGUGUCCUAGUGGUCUAUGGGCUUGGCCUCUCUCUGCUUGGAAUAGGAAAGCCUGAGGAAUUAGCUGAAGCUGAAAAGCAGUUCAGGCGGAUUCUUUCCUUAUGCCCCAGUGAAGGACUUGAUUGUUUGGCGUACUGUGGAAUUGGAAGUGUAUAUUUGAAAGAGAACAGUUUUGCAGAAGCUCUUAUACACUUUCAGGCAGCAAGGAAUGUGAUUGAUCAUCUUCCUGGUAUAUUAAGUUGGCCCACAAGAAAUGUGAUUAUUGACUCUCGGCCAUCGAAACUAAAGGAGCUGUUAGAAAAAUUUAUUGAAGAGUGCAGGUUCCCUCCAGAGCCAGAGGGUAUUUGUUCCUAUCACCAACACUGUACAUCUGUCAAAAUCCAGAUCUAUAUAAGUGAUCCAGACUUUAAGGGCUUUGUUCGACUCCUUUGUAGCCAGAUCUGUAAAGUCGAAUUUCACAUGAACUGUUGGAAGAAGUUAAAAGCAUUAAACUUUGGUGAUAAACAGGACAAGGACUUUCUAAAUACAGGAUGUCUUACCCCUGACUGCCAAGGUAUCAUUUGUAAGAUCACCGUUAUCAACUGUAAAGGUCGUAUUAAAUGUGAAUUUGAACACAAGGUCAUAAAAGAAAAGUUUCCUCCAAGACCUAUUCUGAAACAGAAAUGUUCUAGCCUAGAAAAGCUGAAAGAGAAAGAAGAGAAGAAAUUAAUGAGAAAGCUCCAAAAAGAAAAAGCAAAACAAUCAGUAAAGCAAAAACAGGAAGAGGAUUUAAGAGAAAAUAAUCCACCAAAAAAUGACAAGAAAGCUCCUGAAUCUGUUUGUCAGAGCUUUGGUGACAGACUUCUGGAGUGCAUAAAGCAGCACUCUGAGAAGAUCAAAUCUGGAAUAUUCAAUACUUCCCUGUUGAUGAAGGAAUUACUUUCUUGGAAAGUUUUAAGUAUGGAUGACUACACAACAUGCUUUUCCAGCAGAAAUUUUCUCAGUGAAGCAGUGGAUUUUGUCAUUCAGCACUUGAUUAAUGAAAAUAACAAAGUGAAAACAAGAAUAUUUCUUCAUGUUUUGAGUGAGCUUAAAGAGAUGGAUCCAGAUAUGGCCACCUGGGUUGGGAAACUCAAUGGCUUUGGCUUGACUGCUGCCGUACCUUUUCUUACUCGUCACAAAGCAUCUUUUAAGAACCUUGAUUUUACUACCAUAAGUUUUCUCUGGAAUGAGAAAUACAGUCAAAAACUAAGCUCUAUAUCAGGAAAGAAAUUUGACUAUUUCUGUGAGCCAGCAGCUUCAAAGGAAGCACGCUGCUUAAUAUGGCUGCUAGAAGACCAUAGAGAGAAGUUUCCAGCACUGCAUAGUGCUUUAGAUGAGUUCUUCGAUAUAUUAGACAGCAGCUGUACUGUGCUAAGGAAACAGGAACAUGAUGACAUGAAGUUUGUAUCUGCAAAAGUGAAAAACAAAGGAAAGAAGAAGAAACCAAAAGAUCUAAAGCCUAUGUUAGUUGGGUCUGGAACAACUUCAAUAAUAAAAAGUCUUAAAAGUGAGACUGUCACUAAAGGUGGUAACAAUAAUUCAGGUUCCUCCCACCCAUUUACGGUAACUGAACAUCUUCAGAAAGAUGUGGAGUUUGAAGUUUACUAUCAAAAAAAGCAAGAGCAGCAAAACCAAGACCAUGCUUCCCAGAGUAAGAUGAGUGACAGAAAUCCAAAGCAAAGAUGUUCAACUUUAUAUGAUUACUUUUCUGAGUAUCUGGAGGACAAUGGACCCUUGAACAUAAGACACAAAGUCUUCUCCGAUGAAUAUCAAUUUUUCCCAGAGGAAACUCAACGGAUAGUACAAAAAGCAGGAGGUUUGAAAGAAUUUCUCCUGAAAUGUCCUCGCUUCGUUGUGAUUGACAACUGUAUUGCCCUGAAAAAGGUUUCCACACAUGCCAAGAGAAAGGGAAAGAAGAAAACCAUUAAGGAAGAGGUGAAUGGCCUUUCACACAUAGAUGAUGAUAAGUAUUUGCCAUAUUUUAUGUCACUGAAUCCAGAUGCUGAGGAGUUUACACCAGAGUCAGUUUUGUCUUCAGCACCAGCUUCUCAGGAUGGAAUUCCUGAAGCAGCUUCAAUGGAUUCCCCCAACUCAGCUUACAAGGAUGGGGAAUCUGCGCUGGCAUCGGAAGGUUUCUCCAGACUGGUAUCCAGAGAUGGAGAGCUCAGGUGGGUCCCUUGUGAUUCUCCUCACCCAGUCUCUGGAGCUGUAGAUCACCCGAAAGUUUUUCCUGACAUUCCUAAUCCAGUGUCUGAAGACAUGGAACGCAACGACUGUGCUCAGCCCCAGAUGGUCACAGGCUACUACACGUAUAUUCCUUUCCAGGCAUACGACAUCACACAGAUCCCACCAGCAUAUAUCAGUGUGCUGCCAAGUGUACCCCAGUAUGCUGGCAUCUACACCCCUUUGGCCGACAUUUCUGAGUACCAGCUUCAAAGAGGAAUUCCAGUUGUGCCAUCUUUUGUCCCUCAUCGUAGUCCAGAUCCUAGUGCAGCUGUUUAUUUUGAGGGUCAUCAUGGGAAUUCUGUGAAUGCCUGUGGCAACCAGAUGAGCUCCAAAGCACAAAUCCAGCAAGGCUGUCUGGGAGCAUCACCGAAACCACUGAGCUACAGACCACAUGCUGCUGGUACCGCCCAUAGUGAGGUUAGCGGGAAAGACAGUCAAAGUGGGAAGCCUCACAGCAAAGAAGAAGGAAACAGAAUCCGGACCAAGGCAGUCAGUGUUCAUCCGCCUACACAGACUACUGCUGUGCAGGUGACCUGGAGUGUAGCACACCAGGAGGUCAAUACUGAUCCUUAUGCACAUUUUGAGACAGAGCCAGGAGAUAUUUCAAGAAUUGAAAAAGAAUACAGGAAACUACAAGAGCAACUUGAGAACGCAUAUGAAAAUUUUGAACAAACCAGAUUCCAGGGCUUAGCAGCAAUCAGGGACCUGGAGGAAAAUGUGAGAAGAAAUGUGGAACUGAGUGAGAUCUCCAAAGUGGAAUUAGAGUGGCUCACCCAAGAUUUGGAAAAAGAAACUAAACAAUGGCAGCAGCAGAAAAAAGAAAAUCAAGAAAAACUAAAAGCACUGAAGAAGAAAGUCAAAAGGCUUCACACUGCAAGUGAAACGUGUACCCAGAAAAAUGAUGAAAAGGAUGAGGAACAUGGAUUACAUCUGGAUGAAUCCCUUGAAAUCAGAAACAGAUUUGCAAAUGAGAAAGCAAAAUUGCAAGAAAGCAUAAAGAAAGGAAAAGAGGAUUAUGAAAAAGCCCGUGAAAGGCUCAUUGAUGCAGAGGUAUCUGUGCUUGAAUGCUGGAAGGAAAUGCAUGUGUGGAACCUAGAGGUCACUCAAGCAAAGGGGAAAUCCUAUAUUGAGUUCCUGAAAAAGCAUGCCAGUAAUGUUGACCCAGCUCUGGUGGAAGCUGUCUUACAUGAAUGGGAAAUGUAUUUUUCUUGGACCAAAGAAGAGCUUGAAACUGCAGAUUUGUGGUUGGAAGGAAAAGUUGAGGAAGCUAAAAGUGGUGCCACCAUCAUGGAAAUUGAUAGAAUGCUUUCUCUUCCAGUCUUUGAAAAUUACUGCCCUGAGUCUUUGGGCUCUGAUGGAAGGCAGACGGCAGACAGCAAGGAUGCCGGUGUUGCACCAGAGCACGCUUCUGCCGAGCAGUCCGAGGUCGCCCGGCUGCUGGCGUGUGCCAAGAAGUCUGUCCAGGAGGCUCAGUCAAAGCAGAACCCCGUGGCUGGUCAGAAGGGACAGGCCAGUCGUUCAAACCAGUCUUUGAGGAAACCUUUCAACACCAUCAUCGAGCACCUGGCAGCAGUGUUCCCGGGCUACAGCAGCUCCGAGCUUGCCGGGUUUGUUAAGAAAGUGCGAACCAAGAGCUCACUGUUAGGACUGAGUAUUGAUGAGACGGUUGGGAGAGUGAUAGAGCACAUCCUGGCUGAGCAGAAGAAAAAGCCAAAUCCAGGGACAGAUCAGAGGACCUCUGAGCCCAGCCCUGCUGCUCCUGAAACCAUGUCCCUGGGUGUCCAGCCCUCGGUGCCUGCCACAACGCUGCCCAAACCCCAGGGCCAGAGGCCAGAAGGCGAAAGUGCAGUCAGUCUCUGUGGCUGGAGAGUUACUCUUGCUUAG